Lasiodiplodia theobromae is the source of this 1113-nucleotide messenger RNA. Its product is annotated as NADH:flavin oxidoreductase NADH oxidase. The coding region runs from base 1 to 1113 and encodes 370 amino acids. Gene Ontology annotation, molecular function: FMN binding; NADPH dehydrogenase activity. The transcript has a single exon. NCBI's taxonomy places the organism in Eukaryota, Fungi, Ascomycota, Dothideomycetes, Botryosphaeriales, Botryosphaeriaceae. The record is from RefSeq and is a predicted model, not a curated record.
AUGGCCGCCAACAGCAAGCUCUUCACGCCCUUUAAGGUUGGCUCGUCCCAGCUCGAGCACCGCAUUGCCAUGGCUCCUCUUACUCGGUUCCGUGCCGACGACAACCACGUCCCGUUGCCAGUAGUGGCCGAGUACUACGCUCAGCGCGCCGUUGUGCCGGGGACCCUUCUCAUCUCUGAAGCCACCAUCAUCUCGCCACGAGCUGGCGGUUAUCCUAACGUGCCUCACAUUCACACCGAAGAGCAGGUGACCGGCUGGAAGAAGGUCACGGAUGCGGUUCACGCUAAGGGCUCGAAGAUCUGGCUCCAGCUCUGGGCGCUUGGCCGGGCCGCAAACCCCCAAGUCCUGGAGCAGGAGGGCCUGAAGGACCAGUUCGUCAGCGCUAGUGCCGUUCCCAUGAGCGACGACUCGCCCGCUCCGCGUCCGUUGACCGACGAGGAGAUCGUGUCGUACAUUCAGGACUAUGCGCAGGCCGCCAAGAACGCCGUGGAGAAGGCUGGAUUCGACGGCGUUGAAAUCCACGGCGCUAAUGGCUACCUGAUCGACCAGUUCAACCAGGAUACGUCCAACAAGAGAACGGAUAGAUGGGGAGGCAGUGUGGAGAACCGGGCUCGUUUUGCGCUGGAAGUUUCAAAGGCCGUUUCGCAGGCCGUCGGGGCGGAUAAGACCGGUAUCAGAUUGAGUCCGUGGAGCACGUUCCAGGGUAUGAGAAUGGAGGACCCUGUUCCGCAGUUCACCCACAUCAUCAAGGGGCUGAAGGAGCUGGACCUUGCCUACAUCCAUCUGGUGGAAUCCAGGGUGUCUGGCAACGCCGACAUCGAGGCUUCAGACCGUCUGGAUUUCGCGCUGGAAGCUUGGGGUAAGGAGAAGCCCGUGCUGAUCGCUGGUGGGCUGAAGCCGGCGUCUGCCACAAAACUGGUCGACGAGGAGUACAAGGAGUACAAUGUGGGUGUCGUGUUUGGCCGCUACUUCAUCUCGACGCCGGACAUUGUAUACCGCAUCAAGAAGGGCAUCGAGCUGACGCCGUACGACCGGGACACGUUCUACAAGGCGAAGGCGGCCGAGGGAUACAUCGAUUACCCGUUCUCGAAGGAGUUUGAGGCAGAGCAGUAG